This is a messenger RNA of Hypoxylon trugodes, 1893 nucleotides long. Its product is annotated as HET-domain-containing protein. The transcript has 3 exons. NCBI's taxonomy places the organism in Eukaryota, Fungi, Ascomycota, Sordariomycetes, Xylariales, Hypoxylaceae. Bases 280 to 1701 code for a protein of 473 amino acids. The record is from RefSeq and is a predicted model, not a curated record.
ACUUUCUACUGGCAGCCCAUAACCUAUAGUUUAAUAUGAUAAUGUCAAGCAGAGCCGCCGGAAAACUCAUAUGCAAUACUAUCACAUACUUGGGGAAAGAAUGAGGAAGUAACGUAUCAAGACUUUCAGGAUUUCACCUGAAGGACUCUGAAGAAAGGCUUCGACAAGAUAUGGUACACAUGUUGGCUCGCUUCUCAGCGCGGAUUGCGGUAUGCUUGGGUCGACACCUGUUGUAUCAACAAGACCAGCAGCGCAGAAUUGUCCGAAGCGAUUAAUUCCAUGUUCAGGUGGUACAUGAACUCCGCCGUAUGCUUCGUGUUCCUCUCGGAUUUGCCAGAAGAGUCGAUAUUCAAUGGCGCCUUUCCAAAAUGCGAAUGGCUACGCCGAGGUUGGACUCUUCAGGAGCUGGUCGCAUCUAAAAGAGUAGAGUUCUACGACUCUGCCUGGGAAAUUCGCGGUAGCACACCUGAACUAAACGCAUUCGUCUCCCGGCUGACGGGGAUUGAUGAGGAGGUCUUACAUGAUAGUGAAGCAAGGUUCAAAAUUCCUGUUGCGAGGCGGAUGGCUUGGGCUUCUAAGAGGAAGACGACGAGAAUUGAGGAUGAGGCUUAUUGUCUAUUGGGUAUAUUUGACGUGAAUAUGCCGUUGAUAUACGGCGAAGGCGACAAGGCUUUCAUGCGACUGCAAGAAGAGAUCGCAAAAGCAACUACUGAUCUAUCAUUACUUGCGUGGGAAGAUCCGUAUUCAGAACUGGAAUACCGAGGUGUGUUCGCCAGCUCGCCUAAGGAAUUCGCUAAUACCUCCAACCAACUCCAAUCACUUACCAAAGACCCAAUUCCGGGGAAAGAAUUCUCUAUCACAAAUAGAGGUAUUCGAAUCGAGGCUACUCUCACUGCAUACGUUUCACGGGUGAAAGAUUAUAUUUUAUACUUAGGGUUCAUCGAAUCUGAAUAUCAUAAAUUCCCAAACCCUAUCGGAAUCUAUCUAUCGAAGAUGUCCGAUGGCAGAUACGUCCGCUCUUACCCUCGACGAUUUCUUCGGUCAGGCGAUAGGCAGUGGGAACAUCGUACCUAUUAUAAUUCUACUAUCUAUAUGAGUAGAAUUCUCCGGGCACACGAAUAUGAAUCUAUUGAAAACCGGUUUCGAGGGGCUAUCAGCUAUGAACUCCCACACUCAAGGAUCAUCACCGCUGCGCCUCAGCAUUUAUGGGAUCCGGCUAGGCAACUCUUUUUUAACCCAGACCCAAAGCGCGGAACCACCAUAUGCUUCCUACUUCGUAGCAGCGGACGGCAAUUCAAAUCCUCUCGAUUCCUCAUUACAUGCGAAACAAUAUCCCCGUACUGGAAGCAGAUGAAACCGUCUUGCGCCGUGUGGCUUGAGGAUCACGAAUUAUUCAAGAGAUUCGUUCAUGUCGCGGAUACUACGGGUAGUUUGCCUGACCAUAUCGCCACAAAACAUCUUCUUGAUCAAAGUUUUGCGAUGAGCAUCAAUUCCUCGUGUUAUGGAUACCAAGAAGAUGCAGAAUUUGCCCAUGCUAUUCGAGCUAGAAUGGCGACGGAUAUGCUCCAAAACGGGCCUCAUUAUAAAUUGAUAUUGGAUUCGGAGAGCUAUCAGCUUUCUGAUCUCCCAAAAGAGCGUAGAACCAUGCUUCGCUCUCCGAACUCUGACUUGAUUUCGGAAAUCUUUGAUUCAGAUAGGUAGUGGAAGUUCAAUCUGUGAGAUCCUAUCAAAAGGUAUAUAGUGCAUAUUCCCAGCCAAACGAACUCCCAGUCAAUCAAACCAAACCUUCACACUUGGGCGGAUCGCAAGCGAACAAUUUUCAGUUAAUGAUAUAUUCUAUUAUGUGACUAAAUACUUCGACAGAGUGUAUUGGCCUUCCAAUGGAUAUUCUAU